GCGUAGAGUUUGCCUUGAACAUUUCCCCCAGAUCGUUGAGAUAAAAUAAGAUGGGAACAGAGCGCUUCGGAAGUUCUGCAAAAGACGGAAUUAUCUUCACGGCCGAGCUCCUGGAGCUCAUUCUACUUCAGCUGGACCAACGGACACUUCUUACCGCCGCCCAACGAACUUGUCGAUAUUGGCACAUUCUCAUCCGAGAAUCGCCCUCGCUACAGAGACAGCUAUACUUCAGACCGGAUGAGAAUGUCUCCAAGUCUUGGAAUCCUUUACUGGCAGAAGUGUUUCCUUCUUUCUUUUCCCGGAAUGGCGGAUCGGCAGCAGGCUUUGGCAGGUUUACCUUUGCCACCUUCGAUAUGAUCCAGUUCCCUGAUAAGAUAACCGCCUAUAAUCGGAAAGAAGCAAGCUGGCGGCGGAUGCUUGUUCAGCAGCCCCCCAUACGGGAAUUUGCGUUCUUUGACGUGGUUUCGUCGCGCGUGGUAAGGUACUCACAGUGCGUCAUCCGGCCGAAGCAGCAAGCAUGUGCCCAGCUCCAUGAUGGACUCCGUAUGGGAGCACUAUUCGAGUUCGUAGUGACCCGAGGACCCCUUCGCUAUGAACGCCAAAUGUUCCAGCGCGUAUUCUGGGCAUCGUCAGAAAAAGAGGACCAUCCCGUGUGGAAGCGAAACCCAGGACUGGUCGAAGCUUUCCAGCAGGCCAGUGUAAAAUUUGAUCUGGUGGUUUACCAGAUAGCCGCCCGGGGCUGUCUCCAACACAAAGUCCGUAUCACCGAAGAAGAAAAGAUGAGACGACUUAUGUUUUCGUCUUAUGCCGAGUUGAACCAGGAGAAGGAUGCGGAGACGUAUGAUGUUGUUGAUGUUGAGGAAGAGCCCAUGCAAACAAAAGCCCACUGGUGAUGUUCACCAAUCCUGGUCUGAGAGUUGAGCCGUCAGAGGAGUUUGAUACAUCUGGCCCAAUCUAGAGUAGGGCCCGUCAGCAGAGGACAGCCUCGGACGUUUGAUAGCCAACGAGAGUACUUUCUAAAGGGAGG
Penicillium brasilianum is the source of this 1027-nucleotide messenger RNA. The record is from the annotation of a GenBank genome assembly. NCBI's taxonomy places the organism in Eukaryota, Fungi, Ascomycota, Eurotiomycetes, Eurotiales, Aspergillaceae.